CAACCGUUUACGUUCUUCUCAGUUCUCACACAAACGCUAACUCGUGUUACCUCUCUCCGAUCAAACAAAUUUGGAAUCCACAUAAGUCUCUUAUGGAUAAAGGGUCUUCAAAGGACGCUCCUGCCGUUCAAAGGAAGGUAAAAUUUGCGCCAAGAGCUCCACCUCGUCGAGUACCAAAGCAAGAAGUUAAAACUGAAGUGGUUGAGGAUGCUGAUGCAGUCCAGGCAAAAGAUCUGCUGCGGCGUUUCAAUGAGAGUGCGAUGAAGGCAAAGCACAAGGUUGAGAAAAAAGUGUCAGCUUCGCAAAUUGCUUUUGGUUAUGGAGGCGAAUCGACUUCUUUCAAAUCAUUUGGUAUUCCUAGGGCUGGGUUCAAUGCCAAUAUCAGCCAAAAUUCAGCAUUCGGGGUGAGAGAGAAAGAAUACAAAGAACCAUGGGACUAUUACAGUAAUUAUCCAGUAACUCUUCCCUUGAGAAGGCCAUAUUCAGGAAACCCAGAGCAUCUUGAUGAGAAGGAGUUUGGGGAGGCUGCAGAGUCCAGAACUUAUGAUGAAAAUGCAUCAAAUCCAGCAAUGGAGCUUGGCCUUUUGGAGGAAAACCCAGAGGCAAGUAUGUUCUUGAUUAAUUUGCCUCCAACAUUGCCUAUGAUUAAACAAUCAGCUACUGCUGGAGGCCAAGAUGCUAAUGUGAACUCCAAAGCCCCUGGAGGUUCCAAACUAGUGGCGAAACCUUGUAAGUUGAAAGAGAUACCAUCUGGCUUGAUAGGUAAAAUGCUUGUAUACAGAAGCGGUGCUGUCAAGCUGAAGCUUGGAAAUACCCUUUAUGAUGUUUCCCCGGGUAUGAAUUGUGUCUUUUCUCAGGAUGUGAAUGCUAUCAACACUGAUCAAAAAAAGCAUUGUUGCGGAAUUGGGGAGAUCAGCAAACAUGCUACUCUAACCCCAGAUGUAGAUGCCGUAGUUGACAGUCUCUGUGAUUUGUGA
Molecule: messenger RNA, 977 nt
Organism: Abrus precatorius (Indian licorice)
Lineage: Eukaryota; Viridiplantae; Streptophyta; Magnoliopsida; Fabales; Fabaceae
Exons: 11
Coding region: 93-977 (294 amino acids)
Biological process (GO): transcription by RNA polymerase III
Cellular component (GO): RNA polymerase III complex
Molecular function (GO): DNA binding
Source: RefSeq, a predicted model, not a curated record